Messenger RNA from Hevea brasiliensis (rubber tree), 1233 nucleotides. Its product is annotated as (+)-neomenthol dehydrogenase. The record is from RefSeq and is a predicted model, not a curated record. The transcript has 5 exons. Gene Ontology annotation, molecular function: oxidoreductase activity, acting on the CH-OH group of donors, NAD or NADP as acceptor. The coding region runs from base 134 to 1018 and encodes 294 amino acids. Lineage: Eukaryota; Viridiplantae; Streptophyta; Magnoliopsida; Malpighiales; Euphorbiaceae. Gene Ontology annotation, cellular component: membrane.
CCCACAGGAACAUGGUGAGCUCAUAAUUGAAAGGGAAGCUCAUAAUUGAAAGGGAGCAGUACAUGCCAUUCCAUCUUCAAUUGGCACCAGAUUAUGCCCGUUUCAGUCUUUUAACUCACAAAUAGUAUCUUCAAUGGCACAAGCAACCAAGAGGUAUGCGGUGGUUACAGGAGCAAACAAGGGGAUUGGGUUUGAAAUUUGCAGGCAGUUGGCUUCAAAUGGGAUUGUGGUUGUUUUAACAGCCAGAGAUGAGAAGAGAGGCCUUGAAGCUUUUCAAAAACUCAAAAACUCUGGUUUCUCUGAUCUUCUUGUGUUUCAUCAGCUUGAUGUGGCUGACGCUGCCAGUAUUGCUGCUCUUGCUGAUUUUAUUAAAACUAAAUUCAGAAAGCUUGAUAUCCUGGUGAACAAUGCUGGGGUUCUGGGAAACAAAGUUGAUGGUGAUGCUUUCAUAACCGAGCCUGGUAAGGAAGGUGCAAGUAUCAAUUGGCAUAAAACUCAUCAAACAUACGAGUUAGCUGAAGAAUGCCUGACAAUAAACUAUUAUGGUGCCAAAAGAAUGGUUGAGGCACUUAUUCCACUUCUCCAGUUGUCUGAUUCGCCAAGGAUCGUUAAUGUUUCAUCCUCCAUGGGGAAGUUGAAGAAUGUAACAAAUGAAUGGGCUAAAGAGGUGUUUGUUGCUGCUGACAACCUAUCAGAAGAGAGAAUUGAUGAGGUGUUGAGCAAGUAUCUAAAAGAUUAUAAAGAGGGUUCACUCGAAAGCAAACGUUGGCCUGCUUUUAUGUCUGCCUAUAUACUCUCAAAAGCAGCUAUGAAUGCCUACACAAGAAUCCUAGCCAAGAAGUUGCCAAUUUUUCGCAUCAAUUGUGUCUGCCCUGGCUUUGUGAAAACAGAUAUUAACUUGAAUAUGGGAGUAUUAUCAGUUGAAGAAGGGGCUGAAAGCCCAGCGAGGUUGGCACUGUUGCCUAAUGAUGGUCCUUCUGGUUGCUUCUUUGUUCGAAAAGAGGAGUCACCUUUUUGAUUGGGAAUGACGCAUAGUAGGAGUUUCUCUGAUUUUUAUAGUUGGAGAAUAAUAUCAGAUUAUGUAUCAUAUAGUCUGAGUAAUAUGUGAAGUAGUUGUUGUUGUUGGUUUUUUUUUUUUUUUUUUUCUACCAUGGAAACCUUAAAGGAACAAUUCUGUAAUGAACUUGGUUUUGAUAUAAUGAGUUAGCUGAAGUAGUAAAUAAUUUAGCGCAA